AUGCCCGAAGAGUUCUAUGAUGAAGAUGGGUAUCGGUUGUCGUUUGAACAUGAUACGGAAGCCGAGGAGAAGGAGUACUUUAUGCGCGCCUUUCCGAACGUUUCUAAAAUAUCGGAACGUAAGAUCCACUGCACAUCCUGUAACACUCAUAUCGGAACGGCACCCGUAUCGGAAGCGAUCGUACGGAUGCAUCCGGUGUUGCGCGUGACCCAUUGCCGAAGUUGUCACGCCUUCUACAACAGCGGCGAGUUUGAUAAAGGCGAGGAUGGCAGCGAGCUUUACUGCCGUUGGUGUGGCCAGGGCGGCGAGGUGUACUGCUGCUCGAAGUGUCCCUAUGUCUUCUGCAAAAGCUGCAUCGUGCGUAAUCUGUCCCGGGCAUGCGUGCAGGACAUCGUGCGCAACGAGAAUUGGCACUGCUUCGGUUGCGCCCCGCGGAUAAUGUGGCACUUACGUGCGCAGCACUGGGCGCUGGAGAAUUUUAUCGAAAAGCAAAAAAAAACGAUUAAAAACCAAGAGCUUUCCGCCCAUACCAUCAGUGCGUUGAUGAAGCAGGAUAACACGUCGUGCUGCCCGGGAAAAGGGCUAAAUCGUUUAAAGGGUAGUAGCACACCUGGGACGAGCCAAUCGGUGCAGAGAAGGCAAACCAUUAAGCGCACCUACGGUGCAACGAGUACGUCAAAGCGAGAUUCUGCAGAAAGCUCUACCGCACUCAAUCCUGUUGUCAGCAUUCCUCCUUUGACGCAUUCAAUUUUGGGUGAUAUGGGUAUUGAAGAUACCGUGAAAGUAACCCAGCCAAAAACGCCUUUGCCAUCAUCGAGUGCCUCGUCAUCCUCGACAUCAAUGGCAUCGCCGACGACAAAAGCUACCGUAUCGCCGGCGAAAAAAGUUAUCACAUCGCCUUCAAAAAUUCAAAUUGCACAGAAAAAAGCUCCAAAAGCUAUCCCAAACGAAUUCCACGGUCAAGCAGAAAAGCGACCAUCGUCGACACAGCUGAGCUCUGACCAUGUAAAGAAAAAACGCACUGGAAACAAUGAGGUGGUUUGCACACCGGACAUAUUGAGCAUGUUUAAUCCAGGCGAAGAUGGAUCAGCUGUUGCGCCGGAUGCUUCGACACGGCCACAUGCAGUUAGUAAGAACAUUCCAAUUUUACCGAAAGCGUCGGCGUCACGUCCACCGGUAACGCUGCCAGCAAGUGCUGCGGCAGCAUCUUCGAGCGGUAGCAGCAAACAUAUCGCACCGAAACCUAAAGCUAUACUGCAUCAAUCGAUACCACGGAACUUGACUGUUCGGGUAACGACAAAUGGGGCUGCUGCUACACCAGCCGUAGAUCCCUCGCAACCAGAACCAGAGCUAGUGCAACACACGGUUCGGGUAUCAUCCAACUUGUCAACCCGGCAGACGAGUAGUGUGACUCCUCCCGUUUACCACACGAUAGGUGGCUAUCGGAUAGAUCUGCAUACAGCCUCGCAACAGGGAACCUAUCGGCUUCCGAACGGAAAGCUGAUACAGGUGCGCAAACAAACGUCAGAUAACGCGAACCCUUCGAACCCAGCUUCGUCGUCGAUACCUGUAACCGUUACAGCUGAAUUGCCGUCGGAGCAGCACCAGCAUCAGUUACAGCAGCAACAACAGCAAUUGCAACAGCAUCAACAAUUUCAACAACAGUUUCAGCAACAGUUACAACAACAGCAGCAAUUGCAACAACAGCAGCAGUUGCAGCAGCAACAGCAGCAACAACAACAGCAGGAGCAGUUGCUGCAGCAACAACAGCAGCAGCAGUUGCAGCAGCAACAACAACAGCAGCAACAACAACAAAUGCAGCAUCAAUCUCAGCAACAACAUUUGCAACAACAGCAGCAGCAAAUGCAGCAGUACCAGCAGCACCAGCAGCAGCAGCAACCACUGCAUCCGGGUGCGUUCCAAAUGCCGCCCGUGCCCGGUGGAAUGAUGUACGCCGGAAACUCCGGCCAAGGUGUCAUAAUGCAAGGUCAUCCUCAAAUGCAACCGCAGUCCUCCGGUCAGCAACCGAUACUGCAAAUGCUGCGCGGGCUGGUUAAUGGACCGCACGAGGACACACCGCUGGGAAGCUCGCGCAAGGAUUUCGAGGCCAAACUGCUGGCCGGUGUGGAAAUUUGUCACCACAUGAUAGGCAAGAUUUACACGCUCACAAACUCGAACUCGUUUAAAAACAUUCGCAAUCUACGCGAUCUUAAGGAACUGUUCAUACAUCUGUCCUAUCUCAUGACAUAUGGUAUCGGACGGUUCAAGACACUGCAGGAACGCUGCGUGGAUGAUGUGAAAAAGAUGGGCUUUACAAAGGAAUCUGACUUUGUCAUGAUGGGGGAGAUGAUCAACAAUCGCAAUCCGGAAGAUGACAACAGCGAAGAUGAUGACGAUUGCGAGAUCAUCGAACAAAACACAACGGUCAUCGAAGUCGACUCGGACGAAGAAAAUGCAGCCAUCAGAGAGCGGGGAACCGAGGGCGAUCAAGCCAAGGAAUCAAGCAAGGCUACAAAACAACUCGAUGUCUCCGGCUCGUUUACUGUGGGGCAGAUUAACGUUAGCUGGAAUGUAAAUUCUAAUAGUGCAGAACCUGCCGCUUCUGAUGCUCCCAUCACUUGCAAUAACGUACAAUCCUCCACUGCCACCAGCAUUGAUGCAUCUUUGAACGAGGAGUCGAACCAAAAUGGAUCCACUCAAAACGAAGAUACGACUGCUGCUAAUACACCUUCUGCUCAAAUUACCAACAAUUCUCAGAAAAAAACGACCGCUUCAGCGCCGAACGAAAUAGGACAUGACGACACCACGGAACAUCCAUCUGACGAAUUAUCUGCAAGUUCAAACGAAAUUAUAGAAAUGAUCGAAGUUCCAGACGGUGAUGUUUCGCCUGUAGAUAACAAUGAAUUUGAAUUGCAAGUGGAAAAUUUAUUAUCGAGCACGCAAACAACAGCUGAAAGCUCACGAGCUGGAGUUCUCAAUGAAACGGACAAAGAAGACAUGGAACUGAUCGAAAUAUCAGCCAAGGAGGUGUCGGAUUUGCUGGACAUUCAUACGGGAAGCAGUAGUGCUUUGAUGGCGAAUUCAACUGAUCCAAAGAAAGCAGUAAACAGGGAGGAUUCCGAUAUAAAUAAGCAACUAGAUCGGGAUGUCCGAAAAUCUUCCUCCACCGACAAUGCUAAACAUUCCGAAACGGAUCGUGAAACAGUUGUAGAUAAAUCUACAUCAAAAACAAGUUUGGACGUAACAGAAAAUAUAGAAUCGGUAGAUGAUUAUGAUGAAGAUAGAGAACUUCAGAACGUGCUAAACAAUUCCUCGCUGCAGGAAGAGAUGGAGCAUUCGUCAAAGGGCAGUAGCAGUGAAAUUUUAAAUUUAAUGGAUGCUGCUGAUGAUAGCUAUCAUAGCGACAGUUCCGACAUGCAGUACGCCGAUGCGGACGAAAUUGUGGGUGCUUCCCGAUACGCUAAAAAUGAUCCUAGUUUCUCCGGAGUGCUGAGGGCAGACGCUGACCAAAUGUCAGUUGAUGAACACACUGCCUAUGAUUCUUCGACUGAACAGCAGCAGGAUUUAAAUCGAGACGAUAGUGAGGUGGUAAAUGACUCGCAAAAGCAACUAAGCCCUCCUGCGGAAGGUUCCACUGAUACUUCUGCUAAAAGCAAUAAGCAGUCAAAUGAUGAAAAUGAAUCCAAUUAUAUGUAA
Molecule: messenger RNA, 3696 nt
Organism: Anopheles nili
Lineage: Eukaryota; Metazoa; Arthropoda; Insecta; Diptera; Culicidae
Gene: ADD1
Exons: 7
Coding region: 1-3696 (1231 amino acids)
Source: RefSeq, a predicted model, not a curated record